Messenger RNA from Bemisia tabaci, 2018 nucleotides. Lineage: Eukaryota; Metazoa; Arthropoda; Insecta; Hemiptera; Aleyrodidae. The record is from RefSeq and is a predicted model, not a curated record.
AAUACGUCGCUUUGCGGUGAUGUUCGUCCACUCAUAAUUAGGAAUACCUAACUGUUCAGUGUUUUCUUAUUUUGUAUGUAAAAGUUCGCCUGUGUAGUAUAUUUCUUUCGACUGAUUCUUCUACAAAGCUCAAAUGUGAUUUCAAGUGCGAUUAAAUCACGAUCAUAAAUAUUAAAUUAAAUCUGUCUUGUGUCGUGUACAAAUCUUGCCUUACAAUGAGAUGUGUCGAACCGCGACGUAAAUUGUAAUAUGCGGCUCUGCUCUCGGAAGGAAUAGUGUCGUAUAUUUGCACUUUACCCAAGUCCUUCUGAUAAAAUAGGAAUAUUUUUUGUAGCAGAUGAUCAUCGUCCGAAUCUCCCACCAAUCGCAAGUUUGAUUGCAACAAUAUGGCGUUCCAACUACUACUUCUCAGCGUCGGUGUCGCUGUUUUGGGCUUCCUCUCGCAUUUGGUGGUGCGCUACUGGCGGAACUACACGGCAUGGUCGAAAUCCGGUAUCCCGUACAUUCCAUUCCCACGGGACUGCGUUUUUUACCCGAUACACAAAUCUUUGACUCUCCAAAAGUUUUACAACGAGUUGGCGCCCAACCCCGUGGGUGGCUUUUACAAGAUGUCUCGCCCGGUUCUCCUGGUGCGGGACCCGGAGCUGGCCCGGAGGAUUCUCAUCACGGAUUUUUCACAAUUCAAAAUCCAUGACAAAGAAGUCAACGAAGAACUUGAUCCGAUGAGUGCGUUCAUCUUUAAUUUUGAAGGCGAAAGGUGGAAGACUCUGCGGCAGAAACUGAACCCGAUUUUCUCCGCGGCGAAGCUGAAAGGAAUGUGGUCCCAAAUGAUGGAGUGCCAGGAGGAACUCACGCGUUAUUUGGAUCGCUUGAUCGCGGAAGGGCGCGAAUUCGAAGUGAGGGGCGUCAUGAAGAAGUUCGCGCUGGACGUGAUCGGGACCUGCGGCUUCGGGCUCAACUGCGGCGCCAUCCAAGACGAGGAGAGCGAGUUUCGGAAAAUCAUGGACGGCAUCAUCAAAGAGUCGAACGUGUUCUUCUUCAGGAGCCUUUUGCAUUCGAUGGGGUUGGGCUGGGUCCUCGCGCUGCUCGAGGUCAAGAGGCUAGGCGACAAGACGGUCGAGGACUUCUUCUUCAAUCUCGUUCGAGAAUGCGUCAAAUUUCGAGCUGAGAGUGGGAACUCGAGGAACGACCUCAUGCAGCAUCUCAUUAACCUCCAGCAUGAGGAGCAGGAGAGUUUGAAGCAGAGCAACUCGAAUGCAAAGCCUUUAAUGACGGAUGCUGUUGUGGCGGCCAACACCUUUGAAUUUUUUAUCGAUGGUUUCGAAACGAGUGCCGGGACUUUGGCUUUCAUCUUCUACGAGUUGGCUUUGAAUCCAGAGGUGAUGGACAAGUGCAGAGAGGAAGUGAAGGCCACCCUCGCGAAACAUGGAGGGAACUUGUCCUACGAUAGUCUAAAGGAUUUGACCUACAUUCAGUGUGUCAUUGAUGAGGCACUACGCAAAUACCCUGCUAUCGGCAGGAUGGAACGGGUAAGCAAAGAUGCUUACGAGCUAUCCGAUAUAUCGUUUACGAUGAAGAAAAAUACGAUGAUCAACAUCCCCGUUUACGCCUUCCAUCACGAUCCUAAAUACUUUCCGAAUCCACACCGAUUCGAUCCCGAUCGAUUCAGCGAGGAAAACAAGCAUAACAUCUUACCUGGAACUUAUUUGCCGUUCGGAGAUGGACCACGCAUGUGCAUGGGGUUGCGUUUCGCUUUCAUGGAGAUGAAAGCAGCCAUUGCUUCACUCGUAAUGAAAUACGAUAUUCAGCCCUCGGAGAAAACUGAAGUUCCGCUGAAGUUUGCCCGAACAAACUUAGCGACAGCAGCUGCCAAUGGAAUUUGGCUUAAUUGGACGCCAAGGAAGAUUGAAAAUUAAGCCUCCGGCGGACCAGACUCGAAUGGAGACAUAUUUUACAGCUGUAACCAUUAUUAAAAUCCCGAAUAAAAUCCAAUUUUAUUUUUUUUUAAUCGAAAAAAA